AUGGAAAAAGAAGAUGAGGAGUCGGACGAGGAUGAUGCUUUUCUCAACUCCUCAUUGGAAAUCAUUAAUGGACUUUCCAGGGGCAUUGAGGUAUCACACCUCACAGAACAACUGAAGAAGCCUACAAAUUCGUAUGAUUCAGCUGCUACUGAUUCCAUUUUUAAUACUUUGAAGAUCCUCUCCAAGAGCUCACUAAAUAAUACAUUGGCGUCGUUAUCUCCGUCACCAAGUUCUUCUCCAACGCCCGACAAGUUAACUGACUCUCCAGACAAUUGUUUAGCGCUUGAUGAUUUCGCAAGUGGCGAUCAAAAUGAGAGAAGCAGGCUAUCGUUCAGCCCAACAAAGCAAAUAGGAACUUUCGCUCUUGCCGAAGAGGAGCAGCUCAGAAGUAUUGAGGCGGUUGUUCCACGGCUUGCCUUGGAAUUUUCUCCUACUACAUCAGUGCAUCACUCACCUUUGUCCACUCUACGAGAAGAUCUUGCAGCCCACGACUCGCCAAGGUUACAUUCAUCACUUAGCGAGUUUUCAAGUCAUUGUCAUCAGUGUCAUAUUCGGCGUAACUCCCUUAAUCCUUCAGAUUUCCUAUACUUAUUUCUUUUCGGCUUAGGUACAGCUUUGAUUUUUUAUUAUCUUUACGUUCCUCCGCUUUACAAGGGUCCUGUGAUUUGA
Messenger RNA from Necator americanus (New World hookworm), 669 nucleotides. RefSeq lists its product as uncharacterized. The record is from RefSeq and is a predicted model, not a curated record. NCBI's taxonomy places the organism in Eukaryota, Metazoa, Nematoda, Chromadorea, Rhabditida, Ancylostomatidae. The transcript is spliced from 5 exons. The coding region runs from base 1 to 669 and encodes 222 amino acids.